Messenger RNA from Cuscuta europaea, 3324 nucleotides. Lineage: Eukaryota; Viridiplantae; Streptophyta; Magnoliopsida; Solanales; Convolvulaceae. The record is from the annotation of a GenBank genome assembly.
AGGAAAGCAAAAAAAAAAAAUCAAAACCGGAGGCCCGGGCCGGACUCGGUGGCUACCCGGGCCGGUCCCGGGUCCACCAUUCUUGAACCGCCGGCCCGCCCGGGCCUAGGCCCGACCCGGCCCGGACCCGAGUCCAUCCCUAAAUAGGAGUAAUCUGUCAAGUUUGGGAAAAAAUGUCAUGUUUAAAAGCCCAGUAAUGCCAAACUUGGCAGAAAUUUACUCCUAUUUAGGGAAUAAAAAACAUGAUAGCCCUAUUUUGGAAUUUCAAAACUUUUUUACUCCUAUUUAGGGAAUUUACUCUUAUUAUUAUUAUUAUUAUUAAUAAUAAUAUUAUUAUUAUUAUUAUUAUUAUUGUUGUUGUUGUUAUUAUUAUUAUUAUUAUUAUUAUUCUUGUUAUUAAUAUUAUUAUUAUUAUUAUUAUUACUAUUAGUACUAUUACUACUAUUACUAUUACUAUUAUUACUAUUAUUACUAUUAUUACUAUUAUUAUUAUUGUUGUUGUUGUUGUUGUUGUUAUUGUUAUUAUUAUUAUAGUUGUUUAUUAUUAUUAUUAUACUACUCAGUAUUAUUAUUAUUAUUAUUAUUAUUAUUAUUAUUAUUAUUAUUAAUCCGUAUUUAAAAGAACACUACAUUAGAUCUUGACAUAAUAUUUAAGGGGAAAAUUAAUAGGAGUAAUAAAUAGUGUAGGAAAAGUAAGAAAGAAGGUGAAAAAGUAGGAACGAGAAGAUCAAAAGUAGAAAAAAUGAGAAUAAUUGAGUAUUUUCAAAGGAAAAAUUUACUAAAAAGAAAAAAUGUAACAAACUUUUAAGUACAUUUGAAUAGGAAAGUGUAGCAAACUUUUAAAUAUGGAAGAAACAUUAUUACUAUUAAUUUUAUAACAACAAUGAUUAAUAUUAUUAUGGUCGUGUCCUUUUUUUAUGGCAGGGUAAUCAUUCAUCAUCGUAUACUCUUUCUCGUAGUACCUACAUCAAACUUUCUUUGAGGUCCAAAAUCACACACAAGAUAUUUAAAAUUUAAUUUAAAGUAUGAUUUCAUUUGAACCAUCAAAUAUUUUCCUUGUUCUUUUUUUUGUUGCAACACACUUUUUUAUUUUCACACUUGUUAAUGCAUAACUUUGAUCAUUGAUAUAUUUAAUUCACCAUUAUUAAAAAAUUAGAGUUUGAAAAUUUAAAAUAAGAUGAAUUUAACCGUACUUUUUAAAAAAAUUAAACUUCUAAAACAUUAAUUAGUAACGUGUAGUCAAAAUGUAGAAUUUGAAUAGUGCGAAAUUCAAUAUGUUGUGAUUAUUUAAGAACAAAUGGAGUAUAAGUCAAGUAGUAAUAUGGUAGUGAAAAUAUUUAUUAAUUUGGAUCAACGAGGAGGAUAAGCGUGACAAAAAUAGUGAAAAUGAGAAAACAGUGUAUUUGGAGAAACUUCAAAAUACUUGCAUAAAAUAUAUAAAAAGAAAAACUUACAUGAUACAGAGUACAAUGUUAAGUUAGCACAUAUUUAAAGCCCAUUUGAUAACUUCGUAUAAGUUUAUCAAUCUUAUCAAUAAACUUUUUCAUUAAACAUGUUAAUUUUGAUUCCGCGCGCUAAAUUGGGUAAUAAUCAAAAUAUGUAAUGUUGAUAUUACUUUUCGGAUGGGUAGGCAUAUUGCCUAGGGUUAGUGGCGGAUUUUGUUCGCAGUUUUCUUGGUGCGCAGGUACUGUGAUUCAAGGUAGCAGUGCAUUAGGGCUCCGACAGUGGUGGGAUUUUCAACGGAUAACAACCGUAUGAAGGAGGGCACUGAUGGAGGACAAUCAUCAUAUAAUAAAAGACAAGAGGGAAUAGUUGUUUUCGCUCAAGCUUAUGGAAAGAUGAAGAUGGAGGAAGAAGAUGAAGUGGUAUUGGUGGAAUCACUGAGUUCAACGACAGCCGGUGAAAAUCUAUCACUGAUCUUGGAGAAAUCUAAUUACUUUAAGAAAAUUGGAGGAGAGAGAUUUACCUUUGUCGAUUCCCUUGAAUAGGGCAGAAUGUUGGUCACAGGUUCAUGGGAUACCCAUGAGUUAGUUUACUCUAAAAAAUGCUCAAAUGAUAGGUAACUUUGUGGGAAGAUUUAUUAGCGUUGAUGAGCAUAAUUUUUCAGCUUGGAAUCCCUUUAUACGAAUAAGAGUUAGUCUGGAUAUAGGGAAACCCAUGAAAAGGAAAUUAUUUCUGCAAAAAGAAGAAGGUACUAGUUUUUGUGUUUCGUUCCGCUAUAAGAAAUUACUCAAUUUUUGCUUCAUGUGUGAAAUUAUUGGACACGCUGAGAACUUCUGCCUUAGUAACCCGAGGGAUAGUUCGGAGGGGGGUGGUAGGUUAUUUGGACUGAAGCUCAGGGCCACAAAAGGAAGAGCUCAAGGAGAAGUAAACAAAUGUCUAGUUCCAACUCGAAAAGAUAGAGCAAAGAGAAGGAAGUAGGGUCUGCAACCAUUAAUUCAGAGGAGGAUCAUGUGGGGAAGCAUGGAUGAUUGAAGGGGAACCAACACACAUAUGACACAAUAUGGACCAUAAACGUCGGCGAGUAGAAGGAGAGGGGACUGAGGACAUUAAUAAUAACAUGGAAGUGAAAAAAGGACACGCAAAAAAUUGGAAAGAACCGGGCUACAAUGUAGUGACUCGCCUAACACAAGAUUAAGAUCUUUGCAGAAACAUCAAGGAGAGCGUGACGUGAAGGAGCUCCAAAAGUUUACUUUAUUUGCAUUAAUUUUAAGUUGUCAGUUCAUUACUUUUUUUGUUUCUUUUGAUGUAUUUGGGGUCAAACGAUAUAACUUUUUCUUUGUGGUUUUAGUUAUUAGAUUGGAGGAAGCAACCAGGCUAUGUUGGCAGAUAAUAGUUUCGAAUCUCCCACAUGUUUAGUGAUUAGCCUUAUUCAUUAUUGGAUAGUCCGUUCUAUGUCUGUUCAGAGAGUAAGUGCGACCAUUGAAUACAAGAAAUCUAGAGAGAAGGGUUGGGUAGUUGGAAGGUUGAAUGUUUGGCACUUUAAGUGUUUCCAUUAAAAAAAGAUUACAUUGGAGUUUACAUUCGUGCGGAUGUUUGUCAAUCUGGUGGGUUUUGGAGGGCUCAAUUGGGAAUCCGUGUACUAAUUGGUACAAGGAAGUCCUUAAAUCGUGAUGAUUGUUUUCUCGCACUAAAAAAUAUGUAGCAAUAUCGGGUAUAAGUACGAGUAUCGUCUCUGAUGAAGUAUAUGGCCCGGGAACCCCUGGCCCACAGACUCCUACUAAACCAAUAAAGGCCCAACCGGCCCAGGAAACACAGCAGGCCCAAAUUACGGCGCCCCAAGCACUUAGCAGCCCACAGCGCACAUUGGGGAGCCUUCGGCCC